Messenger RNA from Eruca vesicaria subsp. sativa (arugula), 1346 nucleotides. The record is from the annotation of a GenBank genome assembly. NCBI's taxonomy places the organism in Eukaryota, Viridiplantae, Streptophyta, Magnoliopsida, Brassicales, Brassicaceae.
CGAGAUUUGGUUACUUUAAUUUCAAAAACUCAAAACCCCUCUCGCUCUCUCCCUAACCGAACCCUAGAAAUUUGUGAUCUUCAACGGGAAGGGAAAAAUGAGUCAACCUCCUCCCUCCGCCGGCCGCGAGCUCGCGAAUCCACCUUCCGACGGCAUAUCGAAUCUCAGAUUCUCCAAUACAAGUGACCAUCUCCUCGUCUCGUCAUGGGAUAAGCGUGUGAGAUUGUAUGAUGUGAGCACCAAUUCGUUGAAAGGAGAGUUCAUACACGGCGGCGCGGUGCUCGAUUGCUGUUUCCACGACGAUUCAUCCGGUUUCAGUGUUGGCAGUGAUAACAAAGUCAGACGGAUUGUUUUCAAUGUUGGGAAAGAGGAUGUGUUGGGGACGCAUGAGAAGCCUGUGCGGUGCGUUGAGUAUUCUUAUGCUGCUGGGCAAGUGAUCACUGGAUCUUGGGAUAAAACAGUCAAGUGUUGGGAUCCAAGAGGUGCAAGUGGCCCUGAACGGACUCAGGUGGGAACAUACGUGCAACCAGAGCGUGUCUACUCUCUGUCUCUUGUUGGAAACCGUCUCGUUGUCGCAACAGCAGGAAGGCAUGUCAACAUCUACGAUCUCAGGAAUAUGUCUCAGCCUGAGCAAAGAAGGGAGUCUUCACUGAAAUACCAGACGAGAUGUGUUCGUAGUUAUCCUAAUGGAACAGGCUAUGCUCUUAGCUCUGUUGAAGGAAGGGUUGCGAUGGAGUUCUUUGAUCUGUCAGAGGCUGCUCAGGCUAAGAAAUAUGCUUUCAAAUGUCAUCGGAAAUCAGAGGCUGGAAGAGACAUUGUAUACCCUGUAAAUGCCAUUGCUUUCCAUCCAAUUUAUGGCACCUUUGCAACGGGAGGCUGUGAUGGUUUCGUGAAUAUUUGGGAUGGGAACAACAAGAAGAGGCUGUAUCAGUAUUCAAAUUAUCCAUCAAGCGUCGCAGCACUGUCAUUCAGUCGAGAUGGUCAGCUACUAGCUGUUGCUUCAAGUUACACCUUUGAAGAGGGGGAGAAAUCGCACGAGCCAGAAGCCAUCUUUGUAAGAAACGUCAAUGAAAUCGAAGUAAAACCUAAACCCAAAGCAUAUCCAAAUCCUGCGGCAUAGUAGGGAAGAAACAGAAGCAUCCUCAACACAAGUUGGUCUUUGUCUUUAGUUACCUAAUGUCCCAUAGAUUCUGAAUCGAUUCAUAAGUAUGUCGGAGCUUUUAAUCUCUUUUGUUAUUGUUUUGAGUGUAUUAAAGUAGAAGUAUAUACUUAAUACAAUGCUUUGUAGUUCAUUUGGCUAUGAUGACCUAUUAUUAUUACCUAAGAGAAUCUAUUAGAUUAAUGCC